AUGGAGCUCAUUGUCUGUCUUGUUUUCUCAUUUCUCGUCCAUGGAGCUCUUGGUAAUAAUGGAGAAAUUGUGUGUGAAGAGUUGUCAGUGGGAAUGUGUGCCUACUCAGUUGCUUCCUCUGGGAACCGUUGCUCUUUGGAGACUUAUGAAUCAAGUGAGGGAACAACAGGAUACCAAUGCAAGACCUCAGAGGUGGUGGCAAAUAUUGGCUUAGCAAAUUUGGUUGAAAGUGAUAAGUGCAUAAGUGCUUGUGGAGCUGAUAGGAACUCUGUUGGCAUUUCCUCUGAUUCUCUUCUUGAAUCAACAUUCACCUCUAAGCUUUGCUCUCAAGAAUGCUACCAGAAUUGCCCUAACAUUAUUGAUCUUUACUACAAUUUGGCUUUGGGAGAAGGGGUGUAUUUGUCGGCAUUUUGCAAGGGGAGAAAAUUGAACGGACGCCGUGAAAUGAGCCAAAUCCAAAGUUCUGGUAGUGUGGCAUGGGCACCGUCGUCCACCUUGGGCGGUGAGGGCCGUCAGUUGAGUGAAGGCCCUACGGCAAGUGCUUCACUCUCAUUCAAUGAUUGGGAGGCUGCUGCUCCUGCUCCAUUCUGA
Molecule: messenger RNA, 591 nt
Organism: Lycium barbarum (goji berry)
Lineage: Eukaryota; Viridiplantae; Streptophyta; Magnoliopsida; Solanales; Solanaceae
Exons: 3
Coding region: 1-591 (196 amino acids)
Source: RefSeq, a predicted model, not a curated record